AACUCGAUACCCGCUUCUCCUUUCCUUCCUCUGAUCUGCCGCAUCGCGCCGCCGACGCCGACGCCGACUCCUCCAUUGCGGUAGUCUCAUUCUCAGAUUCUGAAAAGAAGCUGCAUUUGCUAUCACUUCUUUCGCGCUUAUGGAUUCUGGAGCUUGCAAGAAUCUGGGCGUCAAAGGCAAGGACUCUUGUCUGAGGUCUUCACAGAAACUGGACGAGGAUAUUGUAGUUCUGGGAGCCAAUAAAGAUGUCUCUGAGCUGCCUGAUGCUGCUGAAUGCAACGGUUCUCUAGUGCCAAUAACUCCAAAUGCAGACAGAGAGAAUGGGGAUUUUCGCAUUGAUCUUCAAUCACCCCUCACAGUGAUGAAGAAACCAUUUAAAUUAUCUGAUAUUGAUUCUAACUGCAAAGAAAACGGCCGUAAGGUUGCUGCUCUUGUUGAUAAUAGUAGCCCUAAAACACCCGAGGACGGUGUUUUCGACCCCUUUGCUCCUGGCCCGGAAAUUAUGGCAAGGGCACCUCUGUGCAAAAAGUAUGCUAAUGAUUUAAGGAGCUGUGUAGCCCGACGACUUAAUUUUAACCCCUCAUCAGAUGCUGUUCAGCCCAAGAGUUCUUGCUUUGAUGGAGAAUCUCCUUCAGAUCAAGAGAUGUUUGAAUCUGUGUAUGAGAAUCUCUUGGAAGUUAUUUUAUCAACCCAAGCUGAGGCUAUGCUUGCUGAAAUAUCUGAUGUAGUGUAUGAUUCAGAAUAUUGUAAAACACCUCCUUCAGCAAUCCAGCUCAGUGGAAUCGCUGAUACCUGCCCAGGUGCACCUGUGAAACCAGGGAAUAAACCAAGGAUCAUUCCUGUGGGGCUACGCAGGAAGCUUGAAUUUUGAUUCAAGAGAGUCCGAUUUAUAUAUAUAAACAGAGAAAAUGGCAGCUCAAUCAGUGGUAAUCAAGUCUUGAGCUGCUGUUUUUGAAAUAGUUGUAUCUGAGUUAUGAUUUGAUAUUUUGUAUUUUUACAUGGAGAAACUGCAGCUGACCAAGGUGGCAGUGUAGAGGAAGCAGUAACGAUGUAUAGCUGAUCGUUGACCUUUGUUUUUCUAACAUUGAAGUUGUGCCCUGAUUUUUCUCUAAUAGAUGAUUUGUUGUGCUA
This is a messenger RNA of Neltuma alba, 1131 nucleotides long. RefSeq lists its product with no specific name. NCBI's taxonomy places the organism in Eukaryota, Viridiplantae, Streptophyta, Magnoliopsida, Fabales, Fabaceae. The coding region runs from base 140 to 871 and encodes 243 amino acids. The record is from RefSeq and is a predicted model, not a curated record. The transcript is spliced from 2 exons.